Molecule: messenger RNA, 651 nt
Organism: Ipomoea nil (Japanese morning glory)
Lineage: Eukaryota; Viridiplantae; Streptophyta; Magnoliopsida; Solanales; Convolvulaceae
Product: sporamin B-like
Exons: 1
Coding region: 1-651 (216 amino acids)
Molecular function (GO): endopeptidase inhibitor activity
Source: RefSeq, a predicted model, not a curated record
AUGAAAAGCAGCAGCGAGGUGGGAGUGCUAUUAUUGGCACUAACAGUACUAUUGUCCCUCUAUCACCCAACUCAUUCCUUUACUUAUAAUCCCAUCCGCCUUCCCACCGAUGAUGAUGCCGGCACGGCGGUGCUGGACGCCGACGGCGACCCCUUGAAGCCCGGCACACUUUACAAAAUAACCGCCCCGGGUUACGGAGAUGUGAUACUUGGUCAUGCGUUUCCAGUUGGUUUGCAGGAGAGGGGGUCGCUGCCGGGAUGCCCAACCGAGGUAUUGCUCGUAUCCAACCCAGAGGAUAACGUCAGAUCCGUUAAGUUUAUUCCCGAGGACGCCACCGCCACCUCCAUCUUGGAGUCCACUCGCCUGGCCGUCAGAUUCGACUCUCCCGUGUGUGUAGAUUUUUCAAAUUGGCACAUUUCUGCCGGCUAUGAUCCUUCUUUUGUCACGACGACUCAACCCAGUUUCUCCUACAACUUCAUGAUUCACAAAAGUGCUAAGGAUAACCAUUACCAACUUGCUUUCUGUCCCUCCGACUCCACCAUGUGCUACACCGUUGGCACACUCUGCACCCAAACCGGGUGCCCCCUUGGGAUUGCGCAUUUGGCUAUUAGUUAUCUUCCCAUAAGUGUUCAGUUUCUCAAAGGUAAUUAA